Molecule: messenger RNA, 1356 nt
Organism: Gamsiella multidivaricata
Lineage: Eukaryota; Fungi; Mortierellomycota; Mortierellomycetes; Mortierellales; Mortierellaceae
Product: class I glutamine amidotransferase-like protein
Exons: 2
Coding region: 1-1356 (451 amino acids)
Biological process (GO): L-arginine biosynthetic process; L-glutamine metabolic process; 'de novo' pyrimidine nucleobase biosynthetic process
Cellular component (GO): carbamoyl-phosphate synthase complex; cytoplasm
Molecular function (GO): carbamoyl-phosphate synthase (glutamine-hydrolyzing) activity
Source: RefSeq, a predicted model, not a curated record
AUGAGCAUCUUCCGCCUCGCCGCCGCCUCUGCCUUGACCCGCUCCGUGGUCUUGCGCCCUACCCUCGCCCGUGCCGCCUUCAAGGCUGCCGCCCCCCACCGCAGCCUCGCCACCGUCGCCGACACUGUCUUCCCCUUCGACUCGUCUGCCCCCAAGGCUACGCCUGCUGCCCUCAAGUUGAAGUCCGGACAUGUCUUCACCGGCACUUCCUUCGGCGCCCAGAACUCGUCUUUUGGUGAGGCCGUCUUCACCACGUCCUUGGUCGGCUACCCCGAGUCCAUGACCGAUCCUUCGUACCGUGGCCAGAUCUUGGUCUUCACCCAGCCCCUGAUCGGAAACUACGGUGUGCCCUCGCAGGAGAAGGAUCAGUUCGGACUGCUCAAGUACUUCGAGUCCAACAAGAUCCAGUGCUCCGGCAUCGUUGUCAAUGACUAUGCGACCAAGUACUCGCACUGGACCGCCGUCGAGUCCCUCGGCGAGUGGUGUGCGCGUGAGGGCAUUCCUGCGAUUUCAGGAGUCGACACUCGCGCCAUUGUUCACCUGCUCCGUGACCAGGGCUCGACCCUCGCGAAGCUGGAGAUCGGCGAUGAAGUCCUGGAGAACAAGGAGGUGGUCGAGUUCCCCAACCCCAACACCCGCAACCUUGUCUCGGAGGCGAGCACCAAGGAAAUCUAUGAGUUGAACCCCAUGGGCGAUGUCAAGAUUGCGCUCAUUGAUUGUGGAGUCAAGGAAAACAUCCUCCGUUGUCUGGUGGCCCGCGGUGCGUCAGUGACGGUCUUCCCCUGGAACUACGACUUCAACAAGGUCAUGGAUCAGUACGACGGCCUCUUCAUCUCGAACGGACCCGGCGAUCCACGCGCUGCCAUGGCCACGGUCCAGAACCUGGCCACAGCCUUCCAGAACCCUGCGCCCAAGCCCAUUUUUGGAAUCUGCAUGGGCAAUCAGCUCAUGGGCAUGGCCGCUGGUCUGGACGUGUACAAGCUGCAGUUCGGAAACCGUGGCCACAACCAGCCUGCGAUUAACAUGCAGAACGGUCGAUGCAGCAUCACGUCGCAGAACCACGGGUAUGCUUUGGAGGACUCUGCUUUGGCCCCGGGCAAGACCUUUAACGGAUGGGAGAAGUACUUUGUCAAUGCCAACGACGGCUCGAACGAGGGUAUCCGCCACACGGUCAAGCCCUUCUCGUCGGUUCAGUUCCACCCCGAGGCGAAGGGAGGCCCCCAGGAUACGGAGUACCUCUUUGACGACUUCCUGAACGUCGCUCGUGCGGAGAAGGCCAAGAUCAGCAGCAAGCCCUUCUUUGUCUCGGAGGGAUUGACCAAGGAUGCGCCCAAGUCCGUCGAGAUUGCCGUCUAA